ACUUCCGCGUUCUGGUCACGUGGCGACGUGACGUCACACCAAGAUGGCUGGCGAAGGAGGUGCGGCUGGGAAAUCGGUCGGAGACCGAACCGCUUCUCUUGCUCCGGCUGCCGAGGUCCCCGCACAUGAUGGCGUCUCCGCACUGCCGGCCGAAGACGCGUCCGACCUGCGAAGCUUGUUAAUGACAAGCGUUUUAAACCUGGAGAAACUCGACGCUGACCUCCAUAGGGGAACACACCACUGGGUCCCUCGCACUAGGCGCUUGUUUGGAGGCCAGAUCAUCGGACAGGCUUUGGUAGCUGCUGCCAGAUCCGUCAGCGAGGAUUUCUUUGCUCACUCCCUGCAUUGCUACUUCGUUCGAGCAGGAGAUCCCAAGGUUCCAGUCCUGUACCAGGUGGAGCGGACAAGGGAUGGAAGGAGCUUCUUGGUGCGCUCUGUGAAGGCCAUCCAGCAUGGAAAGCCUAUCCUCAUAUGCCAGGCAUCUUUCCAGAUCCAGCAGCCCAGCCCUCUGCAGCACCACUUCACCAUGCCCACUGUGCCCUUUCCAGAGGAGCUGCUGACAGCAGAGGAGCUUAUCCAGAAGUACUUGAGCAGUCCCAAUUUGGCAGAGAAUGCCAAACAGGGGCUCAGCAACAUACUGGCAGAGGAGAUUCCCAUUGAGAUUAAACCAGUGAACCCCCCUGAUUUCUAUGGGCACAUUGCCAUGGAACCUAAGAAGCUGUUCUGGGUUCGAGCAAGAGGACAUAUUGGUGAAGGAAACAUGAAGCUGCACUGCUGCGUUGCUGCCUAUGUGUCUGACUUCGCCUUCCUGGGAACUGCUCUGCUGCCUUACCCACAGUAUAGUGUGCAGUUCUCUGCCUCCCUUGACCAUGCCAUGUGGUUUCACAGCACCUUCCGCGCAGAUCAGUGGAUGUUGUACGAGUGUGAGAGUCCCUGGGCAGGAGGCAGCAGAGGCUUGGUUCAGGGCCGGCUGUGGAGGAGAGAUGGGGUACUGGCGGCUUCCUGUGCCCAAGAAGGAGUGCUGAGGGUCAAAGAAAGGAGUAAACUUUAGGGAUGCCUCGGUGGACAUUCCUAAUGCCACGUAGUGCCUGAUGCGUUUGGUAUCGAUUAAUAACGCUUGAAAGAUUGCACGUUCAAAUCUCACCUCCAACUGUAAUACUCAUGAGCAAGGUACCCUAGAAUUGCUCCAGUGACA
Molecule: messenger RNA, 1195 nt
Organism: Scleropages formosus (Asian bonytongue)
Lineage: Eukaryota; Metazoa; Chordata; Actinopteri; Osteoglossiformes; Osteoglossidae
Gene: acot8
Product: acyl-CoA thioesterase 8
Exons: 6
Coding region: 44-1051 (335 amino acids)
Biological process (GO): acyl-CoA metabolic process; fatty acid catabolic process
Cellular component (GO): peroxisomal matrix
Molecular function (GO): fatty acyl-CoA hydrolase activity
Source: RefSeq, a predicted model, not a curated record